AUGUCCACUCCCAGCGCUAUUGAGUUUGUUUCUCAUCAGGAAUAUGACAAUCAGUCACAUUCCUGGAUGAAGCCAGAUGUACUUUCUGCUGAAAGACAAUGCAGACAAUCUGAGGAAGUAUCUUGGUGGCUUCAAAAACAGAAGAAGGUCAAGGUCAGCAAGACCAGAGUGAUAAAUGACUGCUGCCAGUAUUUUGACAAACAGGGUGUGAAGCGCACCAGCUCUCAAAUAAAAAGCAAGCUGACAUAUUUGAUAGUCAAGCAAUAUUCUAUUGCAUUCAAAGCCUGGGAAGAGAGCACAAUGAGAAUUAGCAAAGAAGAAAUGUCUCAACUAUAUCUUAAUGAUAUAUGCCCAAACUUCACGCAGAUGAGAAAAGUACUUGGUGAAAACAUGAGCAAGGGUGAAGACGGUGAAAACAAUGGAGGUGACAAAGCUAGUGAGACCAGCAAAAGCUGCAAAGACCAAGAAGAACAGGGAACUGAUGUCAGCAAUGAGAUCAGUUCUCAGAGAGAGGCCGUUGUCCAAAGCAAAAGUGAAAGCAGCACCUCCAAGCACUCUGAUUCCAGUGCGUACAGUGGCAAAAGACAGCCUAAAUUCUUUGGCAAGAUUGUGAAAAACACGGCAAAAAGAUCAGUCAAGAGCAUAGAGGAUAUUGGGCAUGGUAUAAAAGAGUUCAAUGAUGCCCGGAUAUCACUCUUAGAAUCAAAGUAA
Phycomyces blakesleeanus NRRL 1555(-) is the source of this 711-nucleotide messenger RNA. RefSeq lists its product as hypothetical. The coding region runs from base 1 to 711 and encodes 236 amino acids. Lineage: Eukaryota; Fungi; Mucoromycota; Mucoromycetes; Mucorales; Phycomycetaceae. The record is from RefSeq and is a predicted model, not a curated record. The transcript has 4 exons.